GAUAGCAUUGAGUUGAUUGUAUGGUGAUUUACGUAUCAUUAUUGAUUGUUCUUGGUGAUUGUUUUUUGAUAAAUUUGCCGUUUACAAUAACAAAAUGUACAAGUAUCAAAAAACGCUCAAUAAGUUGAUGAAAUAUCAAUUGUGUUGUUUCGUUAUCCCGUUAUGAGUAUACAAUUAACCACAUCAAAAUAUUUCUUUUUGUGACAAAAUAAUGCAUGCAUUCUCACUUCCAUAUAGUUCAUCUCCAAAGCAACAGCUCUCUAGUGCGUGAAAUAAAUAAAAUAAUUAACUGAUUGACUGAUUGACAUCAUGAGCUCUAUAAAUAAUUAUGGAUAUGAACCUAACAGCAGCCAAAUAAUAUAUCAAAAUCUAGACAGCACAGACCAACAGUCUCUUAAAAAUUUAAUAGCGGAGUUGACGAUGGAAGUUCGGGCUUUAAAGACAGAAGUGAAGGAGCUAAAGGAAGAAAACAAAAUAAAUUUGUUGAAGCUGACAGAGGAAGUUAUUGCGGUCAAAUUGGAAAACAGGGGAAAACCCUCAGAAAGUCAAAGCCCACAAUUCGACCAACUACCAUUUUACCAUAAGAAGGAUCUUGACGAUUUCGAAGCACAGCUUUUACAAAAGCCAGAGUUGUUGGAGAAAUUUAAACUAUAUAUUAAGAAGACGGGGGGUGAAGCGUCAACCCCUUUUCUAAGAGCAGCAAUCAGGCGUAUUUUUUCAGAUGAGUUGGCAAUGUCUUUUUCGUGGAGGGGCACGGCAGAUAAGCCAAGCGCGGAAAAAUGUUUAGUUACAACAAUAAUAAAAAGUAAUAUUAUUUUAUAUUGUAUUAAUUCUUUUAACAAUAACUACAUUUCUUUCCUCUUUCUUUAGAUAUUUGUCA
Bactrocera dorsalis (oriental fruit fly) is the source of this 880-nucleotide messenger RNA. RefSeq lists its product as uncharacterized. The record is from RefSeq and is a predicted model, not a curated record. Bases 310 to 870 code for a protein of 186 amino acids. Lineage: Eukaryota; Metazoa; Arthropoda; Insecta; Diptera; Tephritidae. The transcript is spliced from 3 exons.